Messenger RNA from Naegleria lovaniensis, 2082 nucleotides. RefSeq lists its product as uncharacterized. The record is from RefSeq and is a predicted model, not a curated record. The transcript has a single exon. Bases 1 to 2082 code for a protein of 693 amino acids. Lineage: Eukaryota; Heterolobosea; Eutetramitea; Acrasida; Naegleriidae.
AUGAAUGAGAAGGAAGAAGUAAACCUUUCAACCGAAACCAAGCACAAGCCUGUUCCGAUAAAACCCAAAGAAGAAACACACAAUGGCUGGAUGAAGAAUGUACAGAAACACACAACAAUCCCAAUCUCAGAAAGAGCUCAUCCAACAGUUCCAUCCCCUAGUUUAAACCGACCCGUAGAGAAACAACGUGUUAAUUUUCAUCCACAACACAUUCAUGAUGAUGAGGAACCGCCAUCAUAUAAGGCUCUUUGGUUCAAUAAUGAAUAUAGUAUUAGCAGUAGCGAGAGUGAGCAUGCCGAUGAAGAAACAUUCACUUCAAGUACUUCAAGCUCUACUGCCGACAACUUCUUGUUUGAUGAAAUGGAUGAUGAACAUUCUCCCGAUUUGGCAUCUAGUAUCUCUGAGCGAGAUAAUAACAACAGAAAUGACAAGGGUCAUCAACAGCAGCAUUCACAAAAUAAUCUCAACAACAAAAGAAACACUUCUGCUUCAGCUGGUGCUGGCACAACUAGUACUACAACAACAACUGCUGGUUUGAAGACUCACACACGACACCACCGAAUGUGUUCCUUAUCAUCCCCAAUGACCACAAUGACGCCAUUGCACAAAUCUCAAUCGUUGACCACACAUUCCAAGAAUUCAUUCUUGGCGACUAAUAGUAGUGGGGAUCCUCUUGAGGAAGACAGUAGCCCUGCUCUCUCAGAAAUUGUGUCACGACGAAGAAAUUCCAUUGAUGAGACGCAACUAUUUACUUCGUCGUCAUCCAAUAAGUUAAAAUGCAAACAAAAGACGAAAAGGAGAAGAAAGAGUUCAAAGAAGAUGCAAUCGCCACCCUUAUCAUCUUCGUCACAGCCUCGAUCUCUCACGAUCGCUGCUGAGAUGGCCUGUUCUCCAGUCAAGUCCUCUCUCUAUGAACUGCACGAUGAGUCAUUUCAAAUCUCAAUUAACAUUCAUCAUAUGGAAGAAGCAUUUGAAUCGAUUUUACAAAUUGCUCCCUCAAUCGAGAGCAUGAGAGAAAUGAAACGAGAGCUAUUUCUCUCAGCCUAUGGCGUCUACUUGUUUUUGUAUGAUCGUUUACUGGAUCCCAAUCUCGAUAUGAGUGGAGAAAAUCAUGAGGCACAAAUGGAGAGGUUAAAUUUGGUGAGAAUUACAAAACUAAUGAUGCGACUAGUGAUGAAAAAUUUUGUCAAUCUUGUGGCUUCGAAUUCAAACGAGUCUAAUAUUGGAUUGGAAUUGAACAUUUUCAACGAAUGCUUGGCUCCAACCAACAUCAAAAAACAAACUGAGGAGUUUUUAGAAAAUCCUCUCGAAUCGGCAAAUAUAAUUAAUUUUCAACUACUUGCCACAUCCCCAGAUAAAACAAUGAGGGAGAAAAUAUUGAACACAAUAUUUAGAAAUCUAAAACAGACAGGUUUUGUUGCAUGUCUAAGACUAGGGCCUGAUAUUGUGGGCAUUGAUUAUUUCAUUUUUGCUUUUUACUUUGUAGAACAUGUCUUCUACUCUAGAGAUAUUAAUCACUUGGAAUCCUUCUCAGAAGAAUUACUGGAAUGUAUUCGACUGUUCGAAAAUAUGACCCAUCGAAAUGGUGAUUCUUUCUCCCAUCAAGAAGGUAUUCGCAUUGCUGAGAAAGGAUUGCAUGCCAAGGAUUUUUUUGGAAGUUCAAACGACAAUAUUAUUUUAACGUUUAAGGAUUGGGAAACGGGUGUGGAAAUUUCUCUCAAUGCUUGCAUGACACUUGUGCAGUCCAUGUUGCUCUACUUAUUCGAUCAAGAUCGAAGGCAUGAAGCGUUUUUAUUAGCGCUUCAUGCUGUGGACAUGGAUCCUAAAAACAUUUAUGCUCUUCUCUUGUUGUACUAUUACAUGACGGAGGAUGGAUUUACAAGCAAUAAUACGCCAUCGUCACCACCAACGUCCCCCAAGAACGCCACCUCUCCCAUGAAAGGUAUUGACAUGAUUGAACGUAUGGAAACAAUCAUUAAGGAACACGGUCAAUUGCCCUGUGAACAUCCACAUUUUUUCCCGUUGUUGGAUGUGAAAGAGCAUGCACAGUUGUUAUGGAAUAAAAAGUCGAAUGGACGCUAG